Messenger RNA from Linum trigynum, 3268 nucleotides. The record is from the annotation of a GenBank genome assembly. Lineage: Eukaryota; Viridiplantae; Streptophyta; Magnoliopsida; Malpighiales; Linaceae.
GCCCGGCCCAGAGAGACGAAACGACGUAGUUUGAUGUGUAAACACACAAAAACCUCACCCUCUCUACGUUCCCCGUAAUAGCAAGCCGCAACCGCCAAACGAAGCAGGCCGCCGCACCGUCGACCCUGCCCUCCAGAGCGCCAAUUCCGCCAACCUCAGCUCCUUCUUCUCCUGCCUCGCCGCGCCGGAGGGCCCUAAUCCAGAUCCUCCAGUCAUCGUUCGUCAGUCACGCAGUUGGCUACAGGCUGCAGCGAGUAAUUCUACUUUCUUUCUUUUUCUUCAGUUAGAAUUUGACGAUUCUGGCAUUCUGCUGUGUGCCCUUAGUCCUUAUCAUUUAGUUGUUGUAUCUCAUGAUCCAAUUCCUUUUAAUGGGUUGCGUUAAUUGGAAACGAGUAGAACCAGUGUGACUGGACAGAACAUUUUGGGGCAGAACAAGUUAGCAACCGAAACCUCACUUUAUCUCUGUCUGUAUAUAAUCAUAUGUUCCUGUAAUUUUCCUUCAGCCUUUCUUCAACCUGGGCUAGUACAAAGAAAAGAAAUGUUCUUUGUGUACAAGUUCACUAAGAAGUGCUCUUUCUGUGGAUUCAUUGGCGCCUAUUAUCGUAUCUGCUUUUUCAUAGAACCCCUACCAUCUAAUAGUUCAAAGGGUGGGUCUCUGUUUGUAAUUUAGAUAUUGGUUUUGUGUUCUCUGAUUUAUUAUGGGUGGUAUUCUUCUACCAGUGCAAUUAUUCCAGGAUUCUUAUUUGUUUUCACUUGUCCUCAUUGAAUUGGAAAAACAGAAGUACAAAUGCUUUGGGGUAUUGGUAGAUCAGCAAGCAGGUAUUAGUGCUGUUAUAAAUGUAAUUGCACGGUAAUGGUGUGGGGAGGGAUUCUGGGUUUUGGAGACAGGUAUAAGCUGCACGGUAUCCAGCCUAUUGCCAUCCCUACUGCCAUAGACGACCUGUCAAAUAUUCUUUUCUCUGGUCUAGUCUAAUUGUUUUCAGCUGUUUUCUCUAUUAGUAAAUGUCAUCUUAUGUUGGAAAUAUAAUGCUAUGUAGAUAGUAAAACGAAGGUGAAAAAUGAUGAACAAGAAGGAGAUUCUGAAGCUAGCCAAAGGGUUUAGGGGCAGAGCAAAGAACUGCAUCAGGAUAGCAAGAGAGAGGGUGGAAAAGGCUUUACAGUAUUCCUACAGGGAUCGUCGAACCAAGAAACGUGACAUGCGCUCCCUAUGGAUCCAACGGAUCAGCGCUGGCACCAGGCAACAUAAUGUCCAUUAUGGUCACUUCAUGCACGGGCUCAAGAAGGAGAACAUCCAGCUGAACCGGAAAGUGUUGUCGGAGAUAUCAAUGCACGAGCCUUACAGCUUCAAAGCGCUGGUAGACAUUUCUCGCGAGGCUUUUCCAGGCAACAGGCACAUCUAUCAUCGUCCAAGGAAGGUCGAUAUGUCGAUCACUGCAUAGCGAGCUCGACUUUGGUAAUGCAUCCUUUGUUGCUUUGCAAUUGCCUUGUCGUUUUGUAGGCCAUCAUAACAAGCCUCCAAAUCUACUAGCUCCGCAUAUAUACAUGUAUUUUAGCUUCAGAAAUUAUGGGACUUUUGAACUGUUUCCCUAAGUUAUUAUGGUGUGGUUUCGGGGAGAUUUAAAUAAGCUCUGAACUUGGUGGUUUCUUGUGUUGGUUUCCUGAGCUUGGAUGCCUCCGUUGGCGUCUCAGUCUAUGCCAUUUGUCUAUACUUUCUACGGCUCGGGGUUCUACAUUCUAGCCUUCAGAACAGCAGGUGUGAUUUGGUGAGGCUAAAGUCUAGCCUGGUUGAAUUAUAAUUGACGAAAGAGUCACUACUAACUACGUUAUUUUUCACUUGUUACUCUUGGGGGUAGAUGGAUUUGAUAGACCAACUCCUUAAUCGGAUUGAUGUUUAACAAUUGUUUAUUGACUUCAAGAGCUUAAUCAGCUAUCUCCCUGAACUAUACGUCAUUUGUUUGUAAAUAAACAAAAAGGAAUGGGUAAAUUAACAUGAAUGAAAUAAAAUAUUUAGUUAUCAAAGUGACUUUUUUUAGUAAUCUCAGUGAUCAACCUUGCACUGAAAGAAAUAGAUUGCGGAUGGAUUUAGGCCCCUUCAGUUUUUUCUUGUGAUUGUACUUACCCCAACCUACUAAAUUCGGUAAUGGCGGAAGCGUUUCUCUCAACAAGUGCGGAAGUGUCUUCCUACAAAAUGUGGAGUGAGGACGGAGGGGUAAUCUUAGUUGUGGCGUUCUCAUUCGUAACAAUUGUAGGAGUGAUAGUCGACGAGUUCUUUCUCAUGCAACGUAAAAUAACAUUUGUCACCCUGCACAAAGUUACCAAGUAUUGAAGAUAUAGUUUCGCUGCGAAUAAUUAUAAUUUAUCAUUAUAAUAAUUAUAGGUUACACUUUAUUUUUGUGCAGACAAUUCAUGUUAAAAACAAUGUCAACCAUCACUUGUGAUUUGAUGGGCAAGUAAGUGCACGAAUUAGCACAAAAAUCAUUCAACUUUACUUUGAUGUGAAGGAUUUAGUGUUGAGGAAUUCAGGGUAAGGGUUUAGGAUAUACAACUUGGGGUUUAGGAUUAGGUGUUCAAAUUGAAGGUUUACGGCUUAUGUUAAUACAUUGGCUAGUUGUGAUCUUAUGUUGUAUCAUCAUAUUAGAGAAAUGCUACUGAUCAUUAAAUUCCAAAAUUUGAUAUCUUAAUGCUAGUUUUAGAGUUAGGUGCAUUGUAUGCACUCAUUUUUCGUGAGUAUACCGACGAAGAAGUAGAUUAUUGUUUAUUCACAAUAAUUUCCCUCCAUAUUAUAUAUUUGUUUACCCUCUUGGUCAGAAGUUUGAGAACACUCUUUGUCAAUCCCCCGUUCAUGUCAACUUGGAGUACGUACGCAUGGGCUGUUCCUUCGUCGUUGUUGCAGUUGGUUAGGUAUGGAGUUCUUCUACUAGCUCCCUAUUUAAAUGUUAACUUAGGUUAUCAAUUUCUUGCGAGUUUGAACCAUUCCUCCUAUACACUAUAAACAAACCCUAAUUACAAACUUGUCAUUUGUACAUAUUCUAUUCGUUAAUAAAAGGAAAAAAAAACCCACCUUGUAAAUUUCUGUGGGAGCCAAGCCAGUUGUGUACAUUCCUAGCUAGCUAGCUAGCUAAGGCUCCCAUCUUAUUUUAGUUUGUUGUCCUAAUCCACCAACCAACAAAAGGAUAUGAACAUGAAUAUGUGCUCUACCCACUUUCUACAACAAUGCCUGAUUAGAAACAAUAUGAUUGAUUUGUUGAAAUACAUUCAAUAAAUUGGA